This is a messenger RNA of Kwoniella botswanensis, 1284 nucleotides long. RefSeq lists its product as uncharacterized. The record is from RefSeq and is a predicted model, not a curated record. Gene Ontology annotation, molecular function: single-stranded DNA binding. The transcript has 8 exons. Gene Ontology annotation, biological process: DNA damage response. Lineage: Eukaryota; Fungi; Basidiomycota; Tremellomycetes; Tremellales; Cryptococcaceae. Bases 1 to 1284 code for a protein of 427 amino acids.
AUGUGCGGUCGAUAUGCUCUUGCGCUCUCCAACGAGGAACUCUACGAUUCACUCGAAGCUCGAUUACCGAGGUUAUUCGAGAAUGGGCGUCCGAGGUGGGAAAGGCAGCAGGAUAAUAGGGGUGGGAAUUACAAUGUCGCACCUCGCCAGAGGGCUCCGGUGAUUCGGCGUGAUCCGGAAGACGGUGAGAGAGGAAUGAUCGAGACUAUGCAAUGGGGUCUGAUCCCUCAUUGGACGAAACAUCCUCCGACUGGUCCAUUGAAUACCAUCAAUGCAAGAUCAGAGGGUCUACUAGAUCCAUCUUCAGGUGGUAUGUGGCAUGCUCUCAAAGGUUACAAGAGAUGUAUAAUACCUGCGCAAGGAUAUUACGAAUGGCUUAAGAAACCUUCAUCUAAAAUACCCCAUUUCACCCGUCUACCACUCUCCGAGAAAACAUCAAUCGAUCAUCCACCUUUACUAUUCUUCGCAGGUUUAUACGAUAUAGUCAAAUACGAUACUCGUGAAGCGUAUCCUACAGGUAAUCCCAUACCUUUGGCGACGUAUACGAUACUUACCACUGAACCAUCUAAGGAUAUCAGGUGGUUACACGACAGGAUGCCUGUGAUACUCACUGAAUGGGAUGAUAUAGUCAAUUGGCUAGAUUUGGGAGAAGUAAAAGGUUGGAAAGAAGGUAAAGGAGGUACAGGAGAUCUUUUAAAGAGUAAAGAAGGUUUAGAAAGUUAUCCCGUACCUAACGAAGUAGGUAAGAUAGGUAACAACUCGCCUACGUUCAUUCAGCCCGUAUCGGAACGUAAAGAUGGAAUUAAGAGUUUCUUUUCAAAACAACAAUCUUCACCUGUCAAGACCAAGAAGGAAGCAUUGAAUAAAUCUCCUGUUAAGGUCAAAUCCGAAGAUGAGAAGAAAGUCAAAGAGAAAGCUGAAGGGAUUGAAAGUGAUAUAACGCCGAAGGAUGAGGAAAAGGGAUUAGGGGAUGAUUCGAAUGCCCCGAAUCAAGAUCGAGCUCAUUCCCAUCAGGCUUUACCUGCUGAUGAUAAAGGUUUCGUUAAAGUAGAGCAGGCAGGGCAGCACAGGAAAAGAGAACGAUCAGAUGAUGAGGGUGAAGAUGAAGACGUCAAAGAAGUUGAGCCGCCCAAAAGAGGUACGGGAGGUCAUCAGACCAAGGUGAUUCGUAAGAAUGUGGAUGAGGGGCAUAAAGAGCAACCGGCAAUAACGAAUUUCUUUAAAUCGCCUUCACAAUCUAUGACUCAACCUGCUUCCACUUCCAACAAGAGGAGAAAGCGAUGA